Mus caroli (Ryukyu mouse) is the source of this 838-nucleotide messenger RNA. It is a transcript of the gene Bst2, whose product is annotated as bone marrow stromal cell antigen 2. NCBI's taxonomy places the organism in Eukaryota, Metazoa, Chordata, Mammalia, Rodentia, Muridae. The record is from RefSeq and is a predicted model, not a curated record. Gene Ontology annotation, biological process: defense response to virus; innate immune response. Gene Ontology annotation, molecular function: metalloendopeptidase inhibitor activity. Gene Ontology annotation, cellular component: Golgi apparatus; cell surface.
GGGUUAUGCUAAUGAGGGCGUGGCCUGGAAAGGGUGCCUGAGCCCUCUGAAGCUCUAGGAUCGACGGACCACAUGGCACCCUCUUUCUAUCACUAUCUGCCCGUGCCCAUGGAUGAGAUGGGGGAGAAGCAAGGAUGGGGCAGCCGCUGGCAGUGGCUGGGGGCCGCGAUCUUGAUGGUCCUGUUCGGGGUUACCUUAGUCAUCCUGACAAUCUACUUCGCCGUCAUAGCGAACAGCGAGGCCUGUAGGGACGGGCUGCGAGCGCAGGAAGAGUGCCGUAACACCACGCACCUGUUGCAGCGCCAGCUCACCCGCACCCAGGACAGUCUGCUGCAGGCUGAGACGCAGGCAAACUCCUGCAAUCUGACCGUGGUGACCCUUCAGGAUUCCCUGGAGAAGAAGGUGUCUCAAGCCCUGGAGCAGCAGGCCCGCAUCAAGGAGCUUGAGAAUGAAGUCACGAAGCUGAACCAGGAGCUGGAGAAUCUGAGGAUCCAAAAGGAGACUUCUAGCACAGUGCAGGUGAACUCUGGCAGCUCCAUGGUGGUCUCCAGCCUACUGGUGCUCAAAGUGUCACUGUUCCUGCUCUUUUGAGGACUCAGUAGUUGACAGGUCACAGUUGUUUGAAGUCACUGUGGGUCAUAGUGACUCUGGAGAGGUCCUGGCAGCCCAGGUGUUCCCUUGGGGUGCUCUGGCUGUCCCUGCCCUCUCCCCCUGCUGGCUGCUUUAGGACUGGGGAGUGGGGAGGGAGUUCUGCUUUAUUGCUUUUGCAGUUAUUGGGGAGGGGUCACAUAUUUCUGGUGUCUUUGAUGCUGGAAAAAUAAAGUAAUUUGGAAAGAAA